AUGGCUGGAGAACUUUAUAAUCAUUGCAUUGUUUGCGAAGCUCCUGGGGUACAACAAUGUUCAAGUUGCAAAACAGCAAGGUAUUGCAGCAAGGAGCAUCAAAAACAGGAUUGGCGUGCGCAUAAGGAGUACUGUCUCCAGGUCAAAGCAGCCGGAGACCAAACGUUCACUGCCAUUCUGUUUCCUGUUAAUGAACGGAGACCGCGUCUUGUUAAGAUUCCCUUCGAGGAUGUUAUAGAUGAGGAGGAUGGAAUCUCUUGGCAAAAGCUUCAGCGCAAUGUUUGGUUCAAACACCCAGAUUCGUUUGUCAAGGCCGACUAUUUUAACAAUAUGGGGAUCAACGGGCCAGAUCUUGGACGCACUCUUUGCUUUUUUUACGAUGACAACUCUAUAAUCAACAGACUCCCUCUAAACCGGUGCAUUGUGAACAUGACAGGGGGUAAAGCUGGGCACGUGUGGUGUGGAAAUAUUUUUGGGCUGCGCUCGAAGGACCAUACUUAUUUUAACGAAUACAACGAUGCAGUCUUGGAAGAAGACCUAGAACCAUUUGUGGCAUACUUUGACCAGUACAAUAAAGUGAGGCCAGACCAUAUGGAUCCUGUAUUGUGGGCAAAAAUGCAUCCUGGGGCUUGA
Psilocybe cubensis is the source of this 633-nucleotide messenger RNA. RefSeq lists its product as uncharacterized. Lineage: Eukaryota; Fungi; Basidiomycota; Agaricomycetes; Agaricales; Agrocybaceae. The record is from RefSeq and is a predicted model, not a curated record. The transcript is spliced from 2 exons. Bases 1 to 633 code for a protein of 210 amino acids.